AUGUUAAACCUUGAGAAGACCACUAUCAUUUUCGGCAAGAAUACAACCAAGGUUACUCAAAAGUAUAUUCAGUCUAUAGUUGGGAUGAGGUCUGCAAUGACAUAUAAAAGAUACAUUGGGUUGCCAUCUGUAGUGGGAAGGGACAGAAGCAAGUCUUUCCAAGAAAUCCUUGAUAAUAUCAGAUUGAGGAUUAGUAAUCAUAGCGUAAAGAUGUUAACUCAAGCAGGGAUGGAAAUAUUUAUAGAGGCUGUGGUUCAAGCUUUUCCUACCAACAUUAUGAGUGUCUUUAAGCUGCUUAACUCAUUACUGAAAUCUAUUAAUAGUGUCAUCCAGAAUUUUUGGUGGUGGCAGCAGGAAAAAGAGAAUAAAAUCCAUUGGGUCUCUUGGAAAUUGAUGGGGAAGGCAAAAUCUGUUGGGGGCAUAGGUUUUAGGGAUCUCGAAUGUUUUAACAAAUCAAUGUUUGCUAAGCAAUGCUGGAGGUUGAUUCAAGAACCUGAUUCUCUAGUAGCUAAUAAGCUAGACAUAUUGUGGAAGCAGGCUCCUGUUGGAGGAUUCGUAAUGGGAGUGAUGUCCAUAUAUGGCAAAUGGCUUGGUCAUUCUGCUCCUAGUAAGGUUUUUAGUCCUAUCAAGAAGUUGGACUGUGAAGCUACUAUGGCAAACUUGAUUAAGCCUAACUCUAAGCAAUGGAAGUUUGACUUAGUGCAGGAGAUAUUUGAGCAAAGAGAAGCCAACAUUAUUCUGAAAACUCCUAUAAACACUAUGAACAGUAGGGACAUAAUUAUAUUAUAG
This is a messenger RNA of Juglans regia (Persian walnut), 789 nucleotides long. RefSeq lists its product as uncharacterized. Bases 1 to 789 code for a protein of 262 amino acids. The record is from RefSeq and is a predicted model, not a curated record. NCBI's taxonomy places the organism in Eukaryota, Viridiplantae, Streptophyta, Magnoliopsida, Fagales, Juglandaceae. The transcript has 2 exons.